Molecule: messenger RNA, 5822 nt
Organism: Lepus europaeus (European hare)
Lineage: Eukaryota; Metazoa; Chordata; Mammalia; Lagomorpha; Leporidae
Gene: TECPR2
Product: tectonin beta-propeller repeat containing 2
Exons: 20
Coding region: 254-4486 (1410 amino acids)
Molecular function (GO): protein binding
Source: RefSeq, a predicted model, not a curated record
AGAGAGAGAGACCGUCCAUCUGCUGGGUCACUCCCCAGAUGCCUGCAACAGCCAGGGCUGGGCUGGGCCCAAGGCAGGUGUGGACGUCCCAGGCUGGGCCUUGACCACAGCGCCUGCCCGACCUUGGCCGUUCUGUAACCUGAGGGACUUCCCACGUUUGUUUACGGAGGUCCUGGCUUGGAAAGCCCCCAGGUUUCCUUAGAUGACAGACAUUCCAUUUCCGGCCUGAAGCUCGCCUGUGGAAACCUUGGCCAUGGCAUCGGUAUCAGAACCUGUUAUAUUCCGAGAAUUCUGCCCAUUGUACUCUCUCCUCAAUGCCAUUCCCACCAAGAUCCAGAAGGGCUUCCGUUCAGUCGUGGUCUACCUCACAGCCCUCGACACCAACGGGGACUACAUCGCGGUGGGCAGCAGCAUCGGCAUGCUGUACCUGUACUGCCGGCACUUCAACCAGAUGAGAAAGUACAACUUCGAGGGGAAAACAGAGUCCAUCACUGUGGUGAAGCUGCUGAGCUGCUUUGAUGACCUUGUGGCAGCAGGCACCGCUUCUGGGAGGGUUGCGGUUUUUCAACUUGUCUCUUCCCUGCCAGGGAGAAACAAACAGCUUCGAAGAUUUGAUGUCAGUGGUAUUCACAAAAAUAGCAUUACAGCCCUGGCUUGGAGCCCCAAUGGAAUGAAACUGUUCUCUGGAGAUGACAGAGGGAAAAUUGUCUAUUCUUCUCUGGAUCUAGACCAGGGAGUCUGUAACUCCCACUUGGUGUUAGAAGAGCCGUCUUCCAUUGUGCAGCUGGAUUAUAGCCAGAAAGUGCUGCUCGUCUCUACCUUGCAAAGAAGUCUGCUUUUUUAUACUGAGGAGAAGUCUGUCAAGCAGAUUGGAACACAACCAAGGAAAAGUACUGGGAAAUUUGGUGCUUGUUUUAUACCAGGACUCUGUAAGCAAAGCGAUCUAACCUUGUACGCCUCAAGACCUGGGCUCCGGCUGUGGAAGGCUGACGUCCAUGGAACCGUUCAAGCCACAUUUAUCCUAAAAGAUGUUUUUGCUGGAGGUGUGAAGCCUUUUGAACUGUACCCUCGCCUGGAGCCCUCCCACAGGGGAAGUUGCAGCGUGUCUGAGAAACACCUGGGCCUUGUUUCCUGUUUCUUUCAGGAAGGCUGGGUGUUGAGUUGGAAUGAAUACAGCAUCUAUCUCCUGGACACCGUCAACCAGGCUACAAUUGCUGGUUUGGAAGGAUCAGGUGAUAUUGUGUCUGUUUCCUGCACAGAAAAUGAAAUAUUUUUCUUAAAGGGAGAUAGGAACAUUAUAAGGAUUUCAAGCAAGCCUGAAGGACUAGCAUCAAUAGUGAGAGACGGCCUGGACACAUCCGGAUGCUCAGAGCGAGCACAAGCGCAGCAUGUGGAGAAGCCAGCAGGGGCCACCACGUCUGAGCCAAGGCUCAGGGGCUCUUCUGUGGCCAGCUCGGCAGCCAGCGAGCCCCGGAGCAGAAGCAGUUCUCUCAACUCCACCGACAGUGGCUCCGGGCUCCACACAGCUGAGCUGGGAAAGGGCAGCCAGCCCUCCUCACAGAGAUUCAGUGUCAUCAGCUCGGAAGACUUUGACCAGGAGCUUGUUGUGAAACCUAUCAAGGUGAAAAAGAAGAGGAGGAGGAAGAAGACAGAAGGAGGAACCAGAAGCACCCAUCACAGUUCACUGGAAUCAACUCCCUGCUCUGAGUUUCCUGCUGACAGCCCCCAGUCCUUGAACACAGACCUGCUGUCCAUGAGCCCCAGUGUCCUGGGCAGCAGUGUGGACCCACUGAGCACAGACUCUCCUGACCAGGAAAGCAGCCUCAGUGGUGAGGUGAACGGGGUCCUACGGGAGAAUAAUGACCCUGAAGCAUUUAGCAUCUUGGAGGUACCUGAAACUGCCCCUGAUUUCCUGGCUGAACAAAAUGAUGUUAGAGCCAACAUUCCACAGUGUGACCGCAUCCAUGAGGUGGAGGCACUCAAUGGAGGGUUGGAUUUACCUCUGCUCUCGAGGGAAGAUAUGGAAGGUAGUGACGUCACGGGGCUCGGAGAGGAGCCUCUUCCCAUGGAUGAUGAACUGAACAGUGAGCACUUAUCUUUCCAAGAACAAAAUGGCCCUGCUGAGGCACUUAUCCUAGAACCCCAUGCAUCCCAAGGCACUUUCUCUGAAGCCCCACUCCCAGGACCACUCAUGGAGCCGUCUAGCCUCUUUGGGAGCCCAGGUGCCGAGCAGGGGCUGCCUGCAACAAGGGUUGAUGAAGGCAGCACCAAGGAGCCUGGCAAAGAGCAGGACACCCUGAGCAACACUGGGGCCCCUUGCCACCUCGGCUCAAGUCCCUGGCAUGCUGUCGUGGAGGACGACACGGGUCAGAAAGAAACAUCCACGUCAGGAUGUGACGUAGGGAGCAUGCGUGGACAACUGCCUCCUGUGGUCUCUGCCUUGGUGGCCAGUACCCACAAGCCUUGGCUUGAGCAACCUUCACAGGAUCAAGCGCUGAUGUCCAGUGAUGAGGAGGACAUCUACGCCCACGGGCUCCCCUCUUCCUCCUCAGAGACGAGUGUGACCGAGCUUGGAGCUAGUCAUUCCUUGCAAGACCUGAGCCAGCCAGGAGUGGAUGCCACCGGACUGCUCAAGUCAGAUCAGUUUGCAGAGAGCUGGAUGGGCUACUCUGGGCCUGGCUACGGCAUCCUCAGCUUGGCGGUCUCCGAGAAGUAUAUUUGGUGCCUGGACUACAAAGGCGGCCUGUUCUGCAGCGCGUUGCCGGGGGCCGGGUUGCGCUGGCAGAAGUUUGAAGAUGCUGUCCAGCAGGUGGCGGUCUCCCCUUCAGGAGCCCUUCUCUGGAAGAUUGAACAGAAAUCUAACCGAGCUUUUGCAUGUGGAAAAGUGACCAUCAAGGGGAAGCGGCACUGGUAUGAAGCCCUGCCCCAGGCAGUGUUUGUGGCCCUGAGUGAUGACACAGCGUGGAUCAUCAGGACGAAUGGAGAUCUGUACCUGCAGACAGGUCUCAGCGUGGAUCGACCCUGUGCCCGCGCUGUCAGGGUCGACUGUCCAUACCCACUGGCCCAGGUCACAGCUCGCAACAGCGUGGUGUGGGCGCUGACGGAGCAGCGGGCCCUCCUGUACCGAGAAGGCGUGAGCAGCUUCUGUCCGGAAGGGGAGCAGUGGACGUGUGACAUCAUCAGUGAAAGACAAGCUUUGGAACCUGUGUGCAUAACUCUGGGGGAUCAGCAGACCCUCUGGGCCCUGGACACCCAUGGAAAGCUGUGGUUCAGAACCGGCAUCACAGCCAAGAGGCCCCAAGGAGAUGAUGACCAUUGGUGGCAGGUGAGCAUCACAGACUAUGUGGUGUUCGACCAGUGCAGCUUAUUCCAGACCAUCAUCCACGCCACACACUCGGUGGCCACGGUGGCCCAAGCACCUGUAGAAAAGGUGGCAGAUAAACUGCGCAUGGCGUUUUGGUCUCAGCAGCUGCAGUGCCAGCCAAGCCUGCUGGGGGUCAACAACAGUGGUGUCUGGAUCUCCUCAGGCAAGAAUGAAUUCCACGUCGCCAAAGGCAGUCUCAUAGGCACUUACUGGAAGAAUGUUGUUCCCCGCGGGACAGCCUCUGCAACAAAGUGGGCCUUUGUGCUGGCGUCUGCUGCUCCCACCAAGGAAGGAAGCUCCCUGUGGCUGUGCCAGAGCAGCAAGGACCUGUGCAGCAUCAGCACCCAGAGCGCCCAGUGCCGCCCUUCCACGGUGCAGCUGCCCCCUGACGCCGAGAUGAGAGCCUACGCCGCCUGCCAGGAUGCACUGUGGGCCUUGGACAGCCUUGGCCAGGUCUUUAUCAGGACUCUCUCCAAGAGCUGCCCCACAGGCAUGCACUGGACAAGGCUGGACCUUUCCCAGCUAGGGGCUGUAAAACUGACAAGCCUGGCGUGUGGAAAUCAACACAUCUGGGCGUGUGAUUCCAGGGGCGGGGUCUACUUCCGCGUAGGAACCCAGCCUCUCAAUCCCAGUCUGAUGCUUCCGGCCUGGAUCAUGAUCGAGCCCCCUGUCCAGCCUGCUGGGGUCACCCUGGUCAGCGUCCAUUCCAGCCCCAACGACCAGAUGCUGUGGGCGCUCGACAGCCGAUGGAACGUGCACGUCCGUGUGGGUAUCACCGAGGAGAUGCCCGUGGGCACCGACUGGGAGCACGUGCCAGGGCUGCAGGCCUGUCAGCUGGCCCUGAGCACCAGGACCGUGUGGGCCCGCUGUCCAAACGGCGACCUUGCCCGGCGCUACGGCAUCACAGACAAAAACCCCGCUGGAGACUACUGGAAGAAAAUCCCCGGAAACAUGGCGUGUGUCACAGUGACCUCGUCAGAUGAGCUCUGGGCCGUGGGGCCCCCCGGCUGCCUCCUGCAGCGGCUGACGAAGACAUUCAGCCACUCGCACGGCGCCCAGAAGAGCGGGCAGGCGGCUGCCCCCCACCCCGAGGAGCUGGAGGAGGAGUGGGAGGUCAUCUGAGAGCCCAGGCCACGGGCGCACACUGUGGAUGGACGCGUCUCCUCGACUGCUGUCAGCGUCCGGCCGGGCUGGGCAGCCCACGCUCCCUUUCAUCCACGUUGGUCUCCGUCUCCUUCCAGAGCCCACAGCCUCGGCCGAGCGCCCAGAGCUGUGGGUGAGCACAGCGCCUUUGACCUCUUGCUGGUCGUCUCCGAGCGGGCAGUGGCUGCCGCCCGGUUGCAUGCACUCCCGUUCUCAUCAGCACGUCCGGGUCCCUCCGUGGAAGACAGUGAGUCGGCCCAGAGCGCGCACAUCCCGUGAGCAGCCCCGGGUCAGAGCACUUGGGGACCAGGUCCCCCCUGCCCUCCUGGUCUGUGCGACACGCAGCAGGCGGGGUGGGGAGCUCAGGCGUGCACACGCGCACACACACAUGCACACGCCAUGCCCCACCCUUGCUGCCCACCCCAGGCGGCCGCUGCCCUCCAGGACACACUUCAGCCACAGGUAGGCCAGUGGAUGCUGAUGGGACACGGAAGUGUGCGUGUGUGCCCACCGGGGUCCACAGGAGCUCAGCCGACGGAGCUGCCCCGGAGCCUGGGAUGUUUGACGCACCCUCAGAGGAUGCAUCCACUGACUGUUGCCUUGCUGGUUGUAUUACAAACCUUCACGAGAUACCUCAUUUGGAAUCGGAGCUUACGGACUUAGAGGAGAAACGUAUCUGCUGGAAGCUGUGGGCCUCCUGCCUGCCACGUCUCGCCGGGAUGGAUAGUGAGCCCGUCCUGUCCUCUGCUGCGGCUUUGGAGCGUGCCCGUGCCCACGCACCCCCGGCUCGCUGGGCCGUGCCGCCAGCUCCGAGGGCCGCCCAGCGCCUGCCGCGGGCUCUCGGGCGACACCUGAGCAGCCUGACCCCAGUGCCUGCCCCGGCUCCGCAUCUGAGCUGCAGGACUGGCCCGGGCCCCGCCUGAGCCACUGCCCUUCCCACAGAGCCCUCCCUGGCAGGCCCGGCUCAGUGCCCGUGUCCUGCUGUCAGGGAGCCCUGGCACAGGCGGAGGGCGGUGGCAUGUGUUCAGACAGGCUGCCCGCGCCCAGGUGGCACCACACUUUUGUAGAAUCCUUUUUAAGUCUGGUGACGGCAGAGGCUGCCGCAGCGCAGGCUGCGCCUCUCCUGCACGCGUUGUGCCUUGCCCGGCUCCUCGAGAUGGCAAAGCUCUCCUCCGCCCCGGGACCCCAGUGCAAUGCUACCCAAGCGUAGUGGAUCUUUCGAACAGCUGUCAGCUUCAGUGCUUUGUAUCAUUUCUAAUGUUUAGUUGUGCUUUGAGACAGUGCAAUAAACUAGACUUUUUCCAAUCUGGGUCAG